CCGAGCUCUCCGGGGCUGAGUCUCCACGCGUGGCUCGGAGCCUUCAUGAGGCGUGGCGGGAGCCAGAGGGAGAUCACAUUUUUGGAGUACUGUACCCAUCCUUAAGAAAAGCCCAGAAAGAGAUCAUGGCUCCAGAGCAAAGGGAAGGGAAGUCUCAGGUGUCAGUGACGUUCGAAGAUGUGGCCGUGCUCUUUACUCGGGAUGAGUGGAAGAAGCUGGACCACUCUCAGAGAAGCCUGUACCGGGAGGUGAUGCUGGAGAACUACAGCAACCUGGCCUCCCUGGGAUUUCCAUUUACCAAACCAAAAAUGAUCUCAGUGUUGCAGCAAGGAGAAGAACCCUGGAAAGUAGAGAAAGAAAGUCAUGGCGACUCCUCUCUUGGAUGCAACAGCAUUCUUCAAACCACAAAAUCAACUCAAACUAAAGAUUCAUCAUUUCAGGGAUUAAUGAAGAGACAACUCAAAAGAGACGAGUCCUGGGACUUCACCUCAGGAAAUUUCUGCAGAUCUGGCAACGGUUUUAAAAAGCAGAACAAAAAUGAAAGCUUACAAAUAAUUCCAGUCACCCAUACGAAAAUCCUUACUGUAGAUAAAAGCCAUAAGAAUUUUGAAUUUGGUCCAAACAUCGACCUGAAGUCAGUUGGUAAACGAAAGAUUGCUAGGGAAAAAACACAAAGAAAUAGCCUCAAGAAAAAUUCAAAUUCACUUAAUCAACCAAAAAUCAAGACUGCAGAGAAACGCUAUAAAUGUAGUACUUGUGAAAAAGCCUUCAUGCACAACUCAUCCCUUCGAAAACAUCUGAAAAACCAUACGGGAGAGAGAUUAUUUCAAUGUAGAGAUUGUUUGAAAGCUUUCAGCCAAAGUUCUGCUCUUAUUCAACAUCAAAGGACUCACACUGGAGAGAAACCCUACAUAUGUAAAGAGUGUGGGAAAGCCUUCAGCCAUAGUGCGUCCCUUUGUAAGCACCUAAGAACUCAUACUCUGGAGAAGUCUUACACAUGCAAAGAAUGCGGAAAAUCCUUUAGCAGGAGGUCUGGCCUUUUUCUGCAUCAAAAAAUCCAUGCCCGAGAAAAUCCUCAUAAAUAUAACCCAGGUAGGAAGGCAUCCACUUCCCUUUCAGGAUAUCAGAGAAUCCAUUCCAGAAAGAAGACCUACUUGUGUAACGAGUGUGGCAACACCUUUAAGUCUAGCUCAUCCCUUCGCUAUCACCAGAGAAUCCACACCGGAGAGAAACCUUUCAAAUGUAGCGAAUGUGGCAGAGCCUUCAGUCAGAGCGCUUCACUUAUUCAACAUGAAAGAAUUCACACUGGAGAAAGGCCCUACAGGUGUAAUGAAUGCGGAAAAGGCUUCACUUCUAUCUCAAGACUCAACAGACACCGAAUAAUUCACACUGGGGAGAAGUUUUAUAAUUGUAAUGAAUGUGGCAAAGCCUUAAGUUCCCAUUCAACUCUUAUUAUUCAUGAGAGAAUUCACACGGGAGAGAAACCAUGUAAAUGUAAAGUCUGUGGGAAAGCCUUUAGACAGAGUUCAGCUCUGAUCCAGCAUCAGAGAAUGCACACUGGAGAGAGACCUUAUAAAUGUAAUGAGUGUGGGAAGACAUUCAGGUGCAAUUCUUCCCUCAGUAACCAUCAGCGAAUUCAUACUGGGGAGAAGCCGUACCGAUGCCAGGAAUGUGGGAUGUCAUUUGGUCAAAGUGCAGCUCUUAUACAGCACCAGAGAAUUCACACAGGAGAGAAACCCUUUAAGUGUAACACAUGUGGGAAGAGUUUUAGACAGAGCUCCUCCCUUAUUGCACACCAGCGAAUCCACACUGGAGAGAAGCCCUAUGAAUGCAGUGCAUGUGGGAAGCUCUUCAGCCAGAGAUCCUCCCUUACCAAUCACUACAAAAUUCAUAUAGGGAAGAAAAUAUAUGAAUGUGACGCCUGCAGGAAAACCUUCAGCCAGAGCUCCUCCCUGCUCAAGCACCAGAGGAUCCACACUGGGGAGAAACCCUAUCAGUGCAGCGUGUGUGGCAAGCACUUCAUUGAACGCUCCUCCCUCACCGUCCACCAAAGGACUCAUACCGGAGAAAAACCCUACACCUGUGAUGACUGUGGGAAAGCCUUCAGUCAGAGCAUGAACCUCACUGUGCAUCGAAGAACGCACACUGGAGAAAAACCCUAUCAGUGCAAAGAGUGUGGAAAAGCUUUUCGUAAGAAUUCAUCCCUGGUCCAACAUGAAAGGAUUCAUACCGGGGAGAAGCCCUACAAAUGUAGCGACUGCGGGAAAGCUUUCACACAGAGCAUGAAUCUGACAGUGCAUCAGAGGACUCACACCGGAGAAAAGCCCUAUGAAUGCAGCGAGUGUGGAAAAGCCUUCAGUCAGAGCAUGCAUCUUAUUGUGCAUCAGAGAAGUCACACCGGGGAAAAACCCUAUGAGUGCAGCGAAUGCGGAAAGGCCUUCAGUAAAAGCUCCACGCUCACUCUACACCUGCGAAACCACACUGGAGAGAAACCCUACAAAUGUAACAAAUGUGGCAAAUCCUUUAGUCAAAGCACAUACCUUAUAGAACAUCAGAGACUUCACUCUGGAGUGAAACCUUUCGAAUGUAACCAGUGUGGGAAAGCUUUUAGUAAGAACUCUUCUCUUACUCAGCACCGGAGAAUCCACACUGGUGAGAAGCCUUACGAGUGCAUGGUGUGUGGAAAGCAUUUCACGGGGAGGUCAUCCCUAACUGUCCAUCAGGUGAUGCACACAGGAGAGAAACCGUACGAGUGCACUGAAUGUGGGAAGGCCUUCAGCCAAAGCGCCUACCUUAUUGAACAUCAAAGAAUCCACACUGGUGAAAAACCCUAUGAAUGUGACCAGUGUGGGAAAGCGUUCAUUAAGAAUUCAUCCCUCAUAGUGCACCAGAGGAUCCACACAGGAGAGAAGCCCUAUCAGUGUAAUGAAUGUGGGAAGGCCUUCAGUAGGAGUACAAACCUUACAAGACAUCAGAGGACUCAUACAUGAGAGUUGUCACUGGCACCUUCAUCUUGAGUAAUUCUUUAAUAAUAAUCAUGUCAUAUCAAUGUAGAUGCUUAAUAACCAUAACUAAGGUGGGAACCUUUUAGUUGAAGUACAGCAUAGCAUACCAGAGUAACCAUAUGAAAGCUAUGAACACUUUCAUUCAGAUGGUAAAGUCUUGUAUCUAAUACACAAAUGAGGAAGACUUCGGCUGAAGAUAAGCUCUAGCGUGUCAUACUGGGAAUUCUGAUUUGGGCCUCACAGAGUUUUCACACUGGAUAGAAAAUGUGGUAGUACUUAACUGGACAGCCCAAAAGUCUGGCAUAUAGUUCUAACCCCCAUUAACUUAAACAAGUCACCCACUUUCAUCUGGUGACAGUGUCCUUAUGUGGUAAAUGAGAGAGUUGGAAUUUAGAAGGCCUGUGGGAUCUCUUAGAGAAAAUGUCCAAAAGCAAGAUGCAGGGAAGUUUUUGUGGUUGGUUUUUUUGUUUGUUUUUGUCCCCCCCCCCCUCCUGUUUUUAUUUCACAUAGUGGUUUUAUUUCAUAUGGUGUUUUUUCUGGAAUGUUCCUCUACCUCUAACUCCUAUUGUCCUUCAAGUUCUUCCCUUUCCCUGAAUUGAUUUAUCUCCUAAAAUGUAGGCUAGUUGCUAUUGGGUGGCAGAUAAACUGUGCAUAUUUUAAUGCCACAGCAUGCUGUUUUGAAUUCUCAACUAAUAGUCAUUAAACUGCUGUUGAAUAAGCUGAUUGUAUUUAUAUGAAAAUGUGACUUAAAUAUAAUCUUUAAAAACUUAA
Microtus ochrogaster (prairie vole) is the source of this 3776-nucleotide messenger RNA. It is a transcript of the gene Znf354b, whose product is annotated as zinc finger protein 354B. Lineage: Eukaryota; Metazoa; Chordata; Mammalia; Rodentia; Cricetidae. Gene Ontology annotation, molecular function: RNA polymerase II cis-regulatory region sequence-specific DNA binding; DNA-binding transcription repressor activity, RNA polymerase II-specific. Gene Ontology annotation, biological process: regulation of cytokine production; regulation of immune system process; negative regulation of transcription by RNA polymerase II. Gene Ontology annotation, cellular component: nucleoplasm; nucleus. The record is from RefSeq and is a predicted model, not a curated record. The transcript has 6 exons. Bases 126 to 2990 code for a protein of 954 amino acids.